ACGAAGGAGGAUGGAGGAACAGAAGGAGGAUCCCUCGUUCUUGGACAGGAGGCCGCAGACAGUCGAGGCGAAUGGAGGAAGUCUUAGUCACCAGCCGUCUCCUCUUCCUGAACUUCGUGUGGUUUUACUCGGCCGCAAAGGUGCCGGGAAGAGCUCAGCAGGAAAUAACAUCCUAGGCCUGGCAGGAGGGUUUGAGUCGAAUAAACCGACCGAGGAGUGUGUGAAGAGGCGCGCCGACGUGGAGGGAAGGCGCGUCACGGUUGUGGACACACCAGGAUGGGAAUGGUACUAUCCGGUGAACGGGACUCCCGGUUGGGUGAGGAGAGAAACCAAGCGAAGCAUGUCCUUGUGCCCGCCAGGCCCUCAUGCCGUUCUUCUAGUGGUGCGAUCCUGUACGUCAGUGACAGUCGACUACCAUCAGCAGAUCGAGGAGCACCUGGAGCUUCUGGGAAAAGCGGUGUGGGAUCACACACUGGUGCUGUUCACACGCGGGGACGAACUGGGCUCCGUUCCCAUCGAACAGAGGAUUCGAAACGGCGGCAAGGCCUUCCAGAGGCUCCUGGAACGAUGUGGGAACCGAUUUCACGUUCUGGAGAACAAGAGGCGCAUCGAUGAUGGAUCGCAGGUGAAGGAACUGAUGAGGAAGUUGGAUGAGCUGGUCGGAGAGAGAGGAGGGAGAUAUUAUGAGAUGGAUGUGCUGCUUCUGGAGCUGGAGGUGGAGAGUAAACGGAGGGCGAGAGAAAGGAGGAAGAAACAGAGGCUGAUGGAGGCGCAGACGCACAGAGGAACCAUCAGAGCCGUGCUGACGAAUGAUAAUACUCAAACUGAAGACAUGGAUGAGAGGAAUCUCUUCUCCAGAGGUUCACGCCGUCUCCCGGAGCUGAGACUGGUUCUGCUGGGAGAGAGAGAGACGGGGAAAAGCUCGGCUGGGAACGCCAUCCUCGGAGGACCGGGAUACUUUCAAAGCGGAGAGGCGACGGAGGAGUGUUCAAGACAGCAGAUGGAGGUUUCUAACAGACUGGUGACGGUGGUGGAUGUGCCUGGAUGGGAGGGCGGACCGGAGGGAACAACUCCAGAGAGAGUGAAGCGAGAGAUUGGAAUGAGUGUGAUGCUGUGUCCUCCCGGACCUCAUGCGUUUCUUUUGACGUUGCGCGUAGAUGCGUUUGUCCAAGCCCAGUCGGUGCGGGAGCACUUGGAGCUUUUGGGGGAGGCGGUUUGGAGACAUACGUUUCUUCUGUUCACGAGGGGCGACCAGCUACGAGAAGGAGUCACGAUUGAGCAGCACAUACAAGGAGGAGGAAAGGAACUUCGCUGGCUGGUGGAACGAUGUUCAAAUAGGUUCCAUGUCAUCAGCAGCAAUUCUUAUUUGGAACCUCAGAAUUCCAAGACACAAAUAACGGAACUUCUGGAGAAGAUUGAAAAGAUGGUGGCGGUAAAUCGAUGCGAGGCCUUCUCCCCACUAGUGCAUGAGAUUCAAGAGUUAGGAAGACAAAAAAAUGAGAAAUUUCAACUAAAGGUCAAGGAGUUUAGCGAGAAGCUUCAACGGCAGGACGAAGAACUGAAGAAGAUGAAGGAACGGGAGGUCAAGAGCAUUCGGUGGUUCUUCGAAAGGCGCAAGAAAGACAAAGUACAAUCUCCCGGGAAGGCCGAGAGGGAAGAGGCGCCGUACAAAGGCGAAGAUGACAGGAGAAGUGUGAUGGGCGAGCUGGAGGAGAGGAUGGCGUGGUUAACGGAAGACAAGGAGCGAGAGAUACAUGACCUGAACGCUGAAAUAAGCAAAGUCAUGGUGACUCACCAUCAGGGACUGAAAGAGAAAGAGCAACUGCUAAUGAGAUUAGAGGAACGAGAGCGCGAGGGGGAAGAACUUAAAGAGAAAGUGGAUGAGCUUCAAAUUAAACUGCUAGAACAGGAGCGCUUGGGUGCCGUGAGAGAGCAAGAACGAAGAGAGAGAGAGGCCGAAAUUCAGCGAGCACACUUGGACGAGAAGAAUGAACUUAAAAACAAAUUGUUGGACGCUGAAAAGGAGACUGAUAGGAUGAGAGGAAAGGCUGAGGAAAGUCAAAAAGAGAUGGAUUCAUCACAACGCAGGUAUGAAGAAGAGGCCAGGCAGCAAAAGGAAGAUAUGGAGAGCAAACUGAAAGAGAAGGACAAUGAAAUUGAAAACAUUUUAAGAGAAAUCGAGGAGGUGAAACUUAAGGCUGAGAGCAGAGAAAGAGAACAAGGUGAGAUAUUCAGGGAAAAGGUUGAGAAGAGAGAGAAAGAGAUGGACAAGCUGAGAGAGGUAAUAGAGAUGAUGACAAAAGAGACGGAGCAGCUACGAAUGUCCAAUCGAGAGCAAGAGAAAACAACAGAAGCCGAGAGAGAAAUGCAUGGAGACGUUAUGGAGAAAUACAACACGCUCAUAGAUAAACUUGUAGGGAAAGACAAAGAAAUAGAGCGAACGAUGAGAGAGAAGGAAAAAGAGCUGAAUCGAAAUGCUGAAACACAAGAGAAGCUUCAGCAAAAAGAAGACGAAAUAGUCAAAUUGAGACAAAGAGAUCAGGAAAAGGACAGAGAAUUGAAGACAUUGAAGCAAAACAUUACCGAAAAACAGAGGGAUACAGAAAAGUUAAAAGACACCGUACAGGCAAAUACUGAUAAACACACAGCGGAACGUAAAGUUUUGGAGGAAGAGUUGAAAGCAAAAGAAGAUGAAAUUGACAAGUUAAAACAAAGAAACCUAGAGAAUGACAAAUACAUCGACAAACUAAAGCGAAACAUUAGCGAAAAACAAAAUGACAUUGAAAAGUUAAAAGACUUUCAUAUUGAAGAAAAUAUAGCUCAACUAAAACAUCACCAGGAGGAAUUCAAAGUAAAAGAAGAGGAAAAUGAAAAAUUAAGACAGAGAGACCAGGAGAAAGAAAGAGAAAUUGACAUACUUAGGCAAAACAUUAGCGAAAAACAGAAAGACAUUGAAAAGUUAAGAGACUGUAUUGAGUCGCAUACUGAAGAAAGUGCGGCUCAACUGAAGCAUUUAGAGGAAGAGCUGAAAAUAAAAGAAGAGGAAAUAACCAAAUUAAAACAAAGAGACCUGGAGAAAGACAAUGAAAUUCACACACUUAAGAAGAAUAUUAUUGCCCAACAGCAGGACGCUGAAAAGUUGAAAGACAGCAUUCAGUCAAAUAUUGACGAAAGUGCAGCUCAAUUGAAACGUUUAGAUGACGAAUUCAAAAUAAAAGAUGAGGAAAUAAUCCAAUUAAGAACAAGAGACCUGGAGAAAGACAGAGAAAUGAACACACUGCGGGAAAAUAUUUGCGAAAAACAAAAAGACAUUGAAAAGUUAAGAGAGAGUAUUCAAGCACAUAUUGAGGAAAGCGCAGCUCACCUAAAACAUUCAGAGGAAGAGCUACAAACAAAAGAAGAAGAAAUAACCAAAUUAAAUCAGAGAGAUAUGGAAAAAGACACACUGCUGCAAACAUUCAAUGAAAAGCAUUUAAGAGACAUAGAAAAGUUGAAAAACAGCAUUCAAGCAAAUACUGAACAAGGCGCCGUUCAACUAAAACUUCUAGAGGAGGAGUUUGACGUAAAGAUGGAGGUCUACAAAAGAAAGAAUACGGUGAUGGAAAAGGAGAUGGAAAAUAUAAAGAAACAAUAUGAGGAAACAAGAUUAAUAAUUGAGAUGAAAGAGAAUAUCAUCAGUCAGUUACAACAGCAACACGCUGACACUGAAAGACGCUCAGAAGAGCUGAAACAACAGCACAGUAAAGAGCAAAUACGUAACGACGUCCUACAAAACGUGAACGCAGAACUGGAGAAAGAGUUCGAAGAGCUGAAGUGCAAGUGUGAGGGGCUUCAGACUCAGUUGAAGACUUCAGUGGAGCGCUACGAGAUACAGAAGAAAGAAAUGAACGGGUUAGAACAACAGCUAGACGAGUUAAAGCGGCUGCUGGAGGAGAAGGAGAAAGAGAAAGAGAGUGAUAUGCAAGACAUGAAGGAGUAUUACGAGAAAAGACUGAGAGAAAGGCACGAAGAGCAUGAGAUGGAGAUAGAACAAGAGCUUUGCAGGAGAGAGAGGGAGGUAGAAAAGAAAGAAGAGAAAUUAGCUCAAAACGAACAAGAUUUGUUAACUAGAGAGGGUGAAGUUAAUAGGAGAGAACAAGCGCUAACAGAUGAAAAGCAGGAUUUGGAGGUGCAGAUGUACAGGAUUAGAGAAGAGGAGAAGAAUCUGGAAAACGAGGGCCAGAAUAACAAACGUUUAGCUGUAGAUCUGAUGAGAAUGAGAGAAGAGAUUGAGAAAAGAGCAGAAGGGCUUAUGGUUCAAGAGGAAAAAUUAAAGGCGCAAGAGCAGCAGAUAAAAUGUCGAAAGGAUGAACUACAAGCAAUGGAGAGGCUGUUGGAGAGCAAGGAGAUGGAAAUGAAAGACCUGACUGAAAAGCAGGAGAAAGAUAUGGAAAAUCGUAGAGAGCAGCUGGAAAGGAGAGAACAAGAGCUGUUCGAAAUGGAGGAGAAAUUUGUUAAAGAACAACACAGGCUUAAGGGAGAAGAACAAUCCUUGGAGAUGCUCAGAGCAAAUCUGGAAACGAGAGAAAAUGAACUUAAUAAACGAGAGCAGAUGUGGGACGUUAAAACUCGUGAGCUUUUAAAGAGCUCAGAGGAACUUGAAAACAACAAACACAACGCAGAGAAAAGGCAAGCCGAGUUGAGCAAUGAGGAAAAUGAUCUUCUGCAAAAAAUGAAAGGAUUACAAGAAAAGGAGCAAGAACUUGAACUCAAAGGUCAAAGGCUGAUGGAGCAACAACGAGACAUGGAGAAACGGGACAAUACUCGGCGUGAACAUGACCUGGAGCUGGAGAGCAUUAGAGAAGCGUUGGGAAAAAGGGAGCAAGAGCUGAUAAAAGGUGAAGAAGAGCUUUCUCAAAGAGAGCAAAAGCUGAAAAGUGAAGAAAUCUAUUUAGAGAAAAGAGAGCAAGUCAUGCAAAAACGGGAAGAACAGCAUGGAGACUUGUUACGCGGUCUGAAGAAACAGCAGGAUGUUUUGAAAGACAGAGAACGCUCUUUAGACACCAGAGAAACAGACCUGCGUCAGCUGGAAAUGGAGCUCGCAGCGAAAGAUAAUAAAAACAAAUUUCUGCAGAACCAAGAACUAGAUCUAAAGAACAAAGAGAGCGAUUUUGAGGCCAAAACCCAAAUGCUAGAGCUCCUAAAAACAACACUAGAUGUGAGAGAAAAGCAGCUUGAGGAACGUCAAAACCAACUGGACAGCAGAACGCAGGAGGUAAAUAAUGAACAAGACAAGCUGGAAAAGAAGCGAGAGGAACUUGACAAAUGGGAGAAGUAUUUGUAUAACACAGAGCUCAAAUUGAUACACAAAGAGCCUUCCUCAGGGUAUCGCCCAUGGACAAACAGCACUGAAAUUAAUGGGAAACACAUGGAAGGUGAAGACAUCCAUCGAAUGCAUCAAGAAAUAGGAGCGGAUAAUGGUGGCAUUUGCGAUGCAAAAGACACAAGAAGUGAAGAGCGAUUGGUGUUGACUACUUUAAACUGUGCAAACAACAGAUCGGUAAAGAACCAGAGGGUUAAACGAACACUGCAGGCUAAGCAAAAUGAGGAAGAUGGUGAGAUUGACAAUUCUGAAGGCGAAAGUGAGGAAGACUUCUUUGAAUCUUCAAGCACCAGUUUCCAACCUAUCGGACGUUCACUCUGGCCCGUGUCUGAUCUAAGGCUUAUGCUUAUAGGAGACUCCUGGUCGUCCCGUCAUCCAGUGAGAUGCACCAUCGUGGGGCUUGAUGCAAAUGGAUGCAACCCUUGGAGAGGAGAGAUUUCCGGCAGGCAAGUCACUAUUGUAGAGCCUCAGGGCCUGAAAUGGAGAUCUGGGAUUGACAGUAAAGGCGCAUUUCAAAAACAUCUCUCUCAAAGUGUCUCUCUGUGUCAACCUGGACCACAUGCAUUCAUCCUUGUGAUUCCCGCUUAUGUAUCCUUCACUGGUCAGUACAGGCGUGCAGUGGAACGUACCAUAUCAGCGUUAGGAGAAACAUCAUGGAGCCACACUAUUGUUCUGCUCACCUGGGGGGAAACAUUAGGAGAGAGCGGCCAGCAGCACGUGAAGAGAAACGGUGACCUGGAGCGGCUGGUUCGGAGGUGUGGGAAUAGAUGCCACGUGCUUGACAACAGAUAUCGGGAAUCUCACGUGGUUAAGUUGCUGGAGAAGGUUGAGGAGAUGCUUGGAGGAAACAAUGGAUGUUGCUACAAACUGGACUGAAAAAGAGUAUUGGGAAUUUAAAGAGAGCCUUUAUGACUGUGAAUGACAUUUAAAUUAUGAUAUAGACCUAUCUGGUAGAUUGUCUUGACAUUCUUGGCUUUAAACUAUAUUUAUGUGUUUAGGAGUACAAAUGAAAAUAAACAAGAUUUUCAAAAAA
This is a messenger RNA of Rhinichthys klamathensis goyatoka, 6395 nucleotides long. Its product is annotated as trichohyalin. The transcript is spliced from 3 exons. Bases 11 to 6238 code for a protein of 2075 amino acids. Lineage: Eukaryota; Metazoa; Chordata; Actinopteri; Cypriniformes; Leuciscidae. The record is from RefSeq and is a predicted model, not a curated record. Gene Ontology annotation, molecular function: GTP binding.